ACACUUCAUCACUCUCAAGAGCAACCAGCUACAGUAUACAGCUACAGUCUCUUGAUUUCUUGCCGCUACGUAUACUCACAGCUCCAUUUGUAAACCAUGGCGUCCCAGGCCAUCGAGAGCCAUCGCGCCGGUGCAGAUGUUGUCACCGGGGAUGCCGCAUGCAGGAAGAAAUCCGUGGAGCUGCUGGAGGAGCUCGGCCUCCCUAAGGGCCUGCUUCCAAUGGAGGACAUCCAGGAGUUCGGGUACAACCGAAAGACAGGAUUCAUGUGGCUGGUGCAGAGGAAGAAAAAGGUGGAGCACACAUUCAAGAAGAUCAAGCAGACUGUGUCAUAUGCCGCUGAAGUCACGGCGUUCGUCGAGAAGGGCAAGCUGAGGAACAUCACCGGCGUCAAGACCAAGGAACUGAUGCUCUGGCUCAGUGUUGUUGAGGUGUAUGUUCCUGAGGCCUGUCUGGAGAAGGUCACCUUCAAGACUGGCACUGGCCUCUCGGACACAUUCGACGGCGCUGCCUUUGCUCUCGGAGAGUAAUAAUCAAACAAUGCAAUAACCAAAUUGAUUUGGUUAAUUAGCUUGAAUGAAACAUAUAGAUAUGCUGGUUGAUCCCUGUAAUCUCAGUUCAAGUUCAAGUAAGUUUGUAUUUUCGAUUAUAUUUAUAUUUUGUUUUGUAUAACACGAACAUGUAUGAUGAUGCAUCGUGUUAGUCGGAAACGUGGAGUAUUUUGAAA
This is a messenger RNA of Sorghum bicolor (sorghum), 725 nucleotides long. RefSeq lists its product as uncharacterized. The record is from RefSeq and is a predicted model, not a curated record. Bases 97 to 528 code for a protein of 143 amino acids. The transcript has a single exon. NCBI's taxonomy places the organism in Eukaryota, Viridiplantae, Streptophyta, Magnoliopsida, Poales, Poaceae.